CUAUGACUGCUUUACGACGGCGGUGAAGGGAGGAGGGACGAUUUCGCUUCGUUGUCGCCCAAAUUAUUAUUUCAUUGUGAUUUGUGAUAAGAUCCUCGUAAAUGGAUUGAAAUAAGUGUCGUUGUUUGGUGUUUGGUUUUUGUGUGGCCUCAUUUAACCAACUACAGUAUUAUUAGGAGCAUCUCAAUGAUGUUAUUUUUUAAUAAGUACAUCAGAUACUAACUAAACCCUUCCUAGAAGAGACAUGAGAAGUGCACCACCACAAAGAUGGAUAGUGUGAAGAAAAUACAUUCAGGAACUCUGUAUCGCAACGGACCGGUGGAGGGCGCGUACGGGCCGCAGCACAGCCCCGUGUCGCGGUCGGACGCCUCCACCGAGGACGCGGAGCUGUCCGCUGCCCUUGCGCACCAACACCAUCUGGCAAUGCAGGCCGGUGACUACCCCGGGGUGGGAGCAGUGGACCCGGACUAUGGCCAGUACGUGUCGUCGCCGGCCACUCACUACAACCACAUGGGGCACCUCACGAUGGCGCCCUCACAGAAGUACCCGCACGUAAUGGACUCCGUAUCAGUAAGCGGCGGGGGUACGUACGGGGGUGCGGGGGGCGCCGGCCACUACGGCACUUACGGUCACUACGGCGCGACCGCGUACCAGGGCCAGCCCGCCUACAUGGUGGAGCCGCCGCCGCAAGUGCCCGCCUACAUGGGACAGGAAUACGUGGAAGGUGGGGGUAGCGCCUCGCCUAGGAGCGCAUCUCCUGGCGCUUUACCACAACACAAUCUACAUUUACAACAAAGCAGGUACGACUCCACAUCGCUGGAACAGUUGGGGCGGCACUACUGCGUGACGUCACCGCGGGGCGAGUACGCAGCGGACGCGUACGGGUACCAGCACUACCCCACCGCGUACGAUCAGCCUCCGCACCAACCGCCGCCGUUUAAGGAUUCACAAAACGGAUUAAGUUUGGGCAGUGCCGGGGGACAAUCCAUGUACGGCGACGAGGAAGAACUACAGAAACAAAUGGCGGGCAUGGCGUUGGGCGAAUAUGUCCACGGCGGCGUGGGCGGUCGCGAAGACGGCGGCGGUCUACAAUGGCGCGAUCCUAAUCUUCCGGAAGUAAUCGGCUUCCUUAACUCCCCCUCCGACGUGGUGAAGGCCAACGCCGCGGCUUAUCUGCAGCACCUCACGUAUAUGGACGACCCUAACAAGCAGAAGACGAGGAGUCUAGGUGGAAUCCCGCCCUUAGUCCGUCUAGUGUCCCACGAGAACCCUGAAGUGUGUAGGAACGCGUGCGGAGCCCUAAGGAACCUCUCAUACGGAAGACAGAACGAUGAAAACAAACGGGCUAUCCGAGACGCUGGUGGAAUUCCAGCGCUGAUGGCUUUAUUGUGUCGAGCUACAGAUAUGGAGGUGAAGGAGUUAGUUACUGGUGUAAUAUGGAACAUGUCUUCGUGUGAAGACCUCAAACAGUCGAUCAUCGACGACGCGGCUCAAGUUAUAGUCAACAAGGUCAUUGUGCCCCAUUCUGGGUGGCAUCCCACCAACCCUGGAGACACUUACUGGUCCACAGUAUUUCGCAACGCAUCCGGCGUACUCCGCAACGCUUCAUCCGCGGGCGAAUACGCGCGGCGACGUUUACGCUGCCUCGCCGGUUUACCCGAAGCUUUACUGCACACUGUACGCGCCGCAGUACGAGCCAAUGCCAUAGGCACCAAGAUCGUCGAGAACUGCGUCUGCGUGCUGAGGAACCUGUCAUACAGGUGUCAAGAAAUCGAAGAUCCGUUGUACGACACGAGAGCACCGCCCACACAGUCGUCGGGACAGGCGAGGAUACAAGCUAGUGCAUCUAAAGGCGAAAACCUCGGCUGCUUUGGCGGUAGUAAAAAGAAGAAGGAAGGAUCAUCUUCGUCAAACUCGACCAGUCCACUAGGAAAGAGCGAACCAGAAUCGCAACCCUUGGGAGACGCGACUACCACGCAGCUUGGCUACAGCGUUCCGAAAGGAACGGAAAUGCUGUGGUCACCAGAGGUAGUACCAUUAUACAUGGCGUUACUACAGACAUGUUCCAACCCCGAAACCUUAGAAGCGGCUGCGGGAGCGUUACAGAAUCUUGCGGCCUGUUACUGGCAACCCUCCAUCGACAUCAGGGCCGCGGUCAGGAAGGAGAAAGGUCUUCCAAUCUUGGUGGAACUCCUACGGAUGGAGGUAGACCGCGUAGUUUGCGCGGUAGCGACAGCUUUACGUAACUUGGCGAUAGACCAACGGAAUAAAGAGCUCAUAGGAAAAUACGCGAUGAGAGACCUCGUACAGAAGUUACCAAGCGGGAAUCAACAGCACGAUCAACAGGGUACAUCAGAUGACACGAUAGCGGCAGUAUUGGCGACGCUCAACGAAGUCAUAAAGAAGAGCGGUGAAUUCUCCCGGUCGCUGCUAGAAGCGGGAGGAGUGGAGAGAUUGUUGAAUUUAACGAAACAGCGCCAUCGUCACACGCCUAGAGUGCUCAAAUUUGCAGGUCAAGUAUUAAUGACCAUGUGGUCGCACGCGGAGUUACGUGAAGUAUACCGCAAACACGGGUGGCGUGAAGCUGAUUUCCUAACGCCGGCUCGCGCUGCGCAACCACGCGGCACUUCUAAUAGCAGCGGUCAAGGUACUCCGAUGUCUGGUGCGGGCGGCGCGCCUCACUCGCCAAGCAACGCCAAUAGCACGCUCAGCCGACCAAUGGCAUCCACAGGCGGCACCCGGUACGAGGAUCGCACGAUCCGACGACACCGCGAGAACGAUGACACGAUGGACGCGAAUAACUACCAAGAUGGACUCGGCAUGGGCAACCCGAACGGACGGCCGAUGAACCUGCAAGGUGUGCAAGCGCAGAUGCCGAUGCCACCUAGCAGUCGUUAGUCUCCGCGCGUCAGUGAGCCUCGCAAUGACCACCUUAUGGCAAGCAGUUAAGGCCCUUUUUUCUAUGUAAUCUACAUAAUUUAUUGUAAACAUUUCAUGUUCUGUCCGCCAAAGAAGAGUCCGAGAGAAAAUUAGGAUUGUUAUUGUUACAGCAGAUCUUUGACAAAUUAUGUAAUAUUGACCAUUCUUUAAAUGAAAUCAUCUUUAAGUCAAGUGUAUAAUUUGUGUUUUAUUGAAUGUUAUUGUGAAUGUUUGUAAAAGAACUUGACGUCACUUGCUAUAAGGUGUAUGUAUGGUGGUGUAUUUUUACAUGCUAUAUAAACGCUUGGUUUAUUUCAAAGUUUUAUAUUUCAGUCUAAGAAUGUGCUGUGUACUAUUUCUUGUUUUAACAUGCAGUCAGCAUUAGAUAUUAUUAUUAUAAAUAAAUUAUCAAAGGGUUGCAUGUAUACAUUUGAAAGGCAAUCGUAAUAAUAAAAUCCCGUAAAAUUGUUAAGUAUUUAAUCAAAUUAUCAAAUCUUUUGGAUAACGAUAAUAUGAAUACGUCAAUUUAUAAAAUGUAAUCGUGUAGACGUUAGUUGAAAUUUGGAUGCGUACAAUUUUUUGUCUACUGAAGUUACUCCUUCUGAUGCUGACUGUAAUUUAAUAGAAACGCAUAGAUUGGUUGGACAUUAAAACUUAGAGCGUAAAUGACAAUUUUGUGAAAAUAAUCAUGAAAAUUGAGAAGUAUCCCAAACAUAUUCUUGUCCACUUUUCAAUUAAAGAUGUAGAAUUGAAAUUUCAGCAAUGAAUGAAACAUGUCUCUUUUACUCAUUUCCUUAUGAUAAGAAAUUCGCUCAAAUCUGAUGGAAAAUUAUACAAUAUAUAAAAUAUAGUCAUUGUCGUAAAAGUUAAUACUCAUUUACAGCUCAUAUAGCUCAGCUAAUAUAGCUCUCAUUGCAGUUUAUUAACAUUAUUGUGCAAUUAAAUUUGGUACUCGAGUGCACGAAAGACAUUAAGAAUGGUUAAUAUGUGGUCACAUUGGAAGUGAAGGUAAAGUUCAUAGUAUUAACUUAAGUAUAUAAUAUGAGAAAAUUUGCUUCAUUUCACUUCGCUCUCAACGUGACCUGAGUAACCGUACGUUAAAAUGAUUGAUUUCAUAGAGACUAAAUCAUUUGACAAAGUGUCAAUCAGGAAAUGAUUUCUUAAUUUCAUUAAAAACUUUAUCCAGGAGGAUCUGGCUAAGCGACAUUUUGAGAUUUAAAAUAAAUUGACAACAAUUUAAAGAAGUUGUCAAUAGAUGAGCACUAUUAUUUUUUUAAAGGUAAUUUGAACUUUAUUACUACAUGGGAAGUGUUAUUAUUGAAGGGUAUACAAUUAUGUGUUUUAAGAUCAAAAUAUAUUUGCCAGUAUGUUAAUGUUUAUGUCUACAAAGGAAAACAUUCCGUAUAUUUGAAUGUCUAUAUUUGGAUAUUCACAAAAAUCCAUGGUAUGACGUGAUUUAAAAGGAAUGGUUUAAAUUAUAAGUUUUUAUUUUCUAGUAGUGGUUGCUUUAAUGUUUUAUUAAAUGGAAUAUUUAUAAAAGUGGACUUAUCAAAUUAUAUACAACUUUGACUUUGAUCGACAUAAGACGAUAAUCAAAAGUAUAUAAAUGGGAUGUUUAAAUGAUCACAAGCAAAAUCAGAACUUGUUUUGUCUCUGUUGCGUAUUUGAAAAUAGACUGAGACAGAUCAUAUAAGUUACAAUAAGUCAAAAUUUGUAAACAUUUUGUAUUAGGCAAAUAAUGUGCGAGUUUUCAAUUGAUCACGAGUGUAAGUACAUUUUUGUUUUGCCGCACGGCCUAAUAUGAGUAAAUAUCGCGCCAGCGGUAUUAUUGUAAAGAGAACAUGUCAAUUCCCUAUGUACAUAAUACGUGCCAUUUGUGUGUUUAAAAAUAUCUUUUAUAGGGGGUUAUACCUAUGAAAUAAACUUCUCGUUCGAGGCUCACCGCGUUUUCGCUGAAUAAUUACUGUUAUUCUGUAUCUCUCUAAUAUAGUAUCCCUGGGAUAGGAAUAGCUUUAAGUAUUCAUUCAUUUUAAAUCGUAGUCAUGAUAACGUUCUUACUAAAUGAACAAUUACAACUUACACUAAACAUUAUCGGGAUUUGAAUAUAAUUGUUAUUAUUUAAAUACAUAUUAGUUUAGUAGAAUUCAUUACGCCCUGACAUUAUUUAUAUGACUCGAAACGGAACCGAAACGGUAUUGAAUUUACAAUGUUUUUUAUAUGUGAAUUUGAUGAGUUCCCGUAGUUUCUAUGUGAGGGCUUGAUAGUUUAAAUAUUAUAUGAUAAUGAUAGAAAUUUUGUAAUAUUUUGUAUCCAUUCCACAACCCUCUACAAAUAAUUGUAAUAUAGGUGUCUAUUGUCCUCUUAUAUAACUUAAGGAGUAUCCGUCUUGUAUUUAGCUUAAGAUGCAUCACGUGGGACGUUCGACAUUAUUUGUGUUACGGUUGCAGAAUGUAGUAAGGAUUUAGUGCGGUGUUUGUCACAAUGUUGCAUCAUCGGUAACAGACCAAAUUGUUAGGCAAACUUUGAAAGAGUCCUUUAUUCACUGACUGUCGUCGAACAAAGCAGUAUUUUCCAGGCAUCUGCAUUAGUUUUAAGUAGAAAAACCAAACAAGUUUAUCGAUAUAAACUACGCAUUUACUCCUGAAGCUUACAAAGUUUGACUAACACGUCUUAUAUAGUGACUGAAACGUUCUAUUGGGUUACAAUGUAACAAAAACCAAAAUGGGAACUUGAUUGCAGCUAUUUAUAUCGAUAUAGUAUCAAUUGAUCUCGUCGGCAGGACAAGAAAGCUUACAGGUUUCAUAGGUUGAUGGAAAAUGGUUCCAAGCUCUUUAGUUUAAGUUGAUAUUUUGAUGAUUUAUUUAAAGUAUUUAUCGCCUAUUUAGAAAAUGAUCCUUUAACCGAUAUCAUAAGGUAUCACAUAUGGAACAACACAGGUCGAUGUGAUGUUCAUGGGACUAAUAAGUUUGGCCCUUUGUUUCAAUAAACGGCCAACGUCUUGAUUACGUUUUACUUCCCUCCGUUUUGAUUUUAGUUAAUGUAAUUAUUUAUUUUAUAAUUAACAAUAUUGUAAGGUUACGUGGUAGAAGAUAAAUGUAAGAAGGGGUUUGCGUCAAAGUUUUUGGAUAUAUAUUUUUUAUGCACAACAUUUCGAUACGUCUGCAGUGGGAUGGUUGACUGAAUAAUCUGGUACAAAACUACUCUCACCCAGUGCAUUAUAAUGAUUUAAGUACCCAACGUCAAUGUAAGUUUUUGUAUGAUAUUUUUAAAAUUGUAAGUGAAUGUACAACAUAUUUCAUUACAGGAUGUACGCCAGGUUGACGUCGCUUCUAUGAAGCGAUUCUUUUUUAAAUAAUUUCCAUGAAACAUAUUGUAAGUUUAAGUUAGUUUUUACCAAUAAUAAUUUAACCUCCUCGAGUUUUCUAUUUAUCGUGUUUUUAGGUGAGAAUAUUAGGUAAUUGUAUGUAGGCAUUAUUAGAUACUAUAAUUGUUUUGUAAUACUAUGUUUUAAUUCUGUAUAAUUCUUAAAUCCAUCAAGUAAAUGUAGGCCUUGUAUAGAUUUAUCGAUGGUAUAUUUUCACAGUUUUUUAAUUGUCUUUACAUUAAUAAAAGAUCUCUAGAUGUUUUUAUAUAAUUUAUAUGUUGCAACAUCAUAAAAUAUCUGAGAUCGUAAUAUCUAGUGUUACAGCACAGUUUAAAAAUAUUUUAUAAGUCUAUGGUCAACCAUAGACCUAAGAGUUGUUAGAACAGUAAUACUCGAUUAUUUAUAUUUUAUUUAAAAUUUUAUUAUGAAAAAUUAUUUAAAUAUUUACCGUCUUCUUUUGUCGUUACGACUAUAGAAUGUCUAAUAGAUGAUAGCUUACGUCACGUUGUAUGUAGAAUCUAAUAGAACAUUAUUCUCUCUUAAAGAUACUUAUAAUUAAAGAAAAUAUUAUAUUAUUAUCACUCUCACAGAGAAUUAAAUGAAUGAUUUUUUUAUUUGUUUUCUUUUAUUUUCUUUUUUAUACUUUCCUUAUUUUUUAUUUUACAUGGAACACACAAUUAAGAAAGUUAUGAAUAAUCAUUUGGGACUUUAUGGAUUUGUGAAACACUGAAGAAGACUAUUAAUGGAAUUUAAAUUUUGAAACAUUUAUGCUCGAAUGAAAACAAAUACAUAAAAAAUGGUGUAACAUAGUUUAGUUGAAUGGCUUCCAUAUAAUUUUUUUCUUCGUCUACUUUUUGUCAUCGUCGAUAUAGUUAUUUUUACCGAGUAUAUAAUAAUUGGGUACUAGUAAAUUGUAGUAAUAUUAUAGUAGGUGAAAAUUAAGAGUUUUUUUCAUGUUUAGUUGAUACGAUGC
This is a messenger RNA of Chilo suppressalis (striped riceborer), 7256 nucleotides long. The record is from the annotation of a GenBank genome assembly. NCBI's taxonomy places the organism in Eukaryota, Metazoa, Arthropoda, Insecta, Lepidoptera, Crambidae.